CGAGCGGAGCCGGAGACUAGACCGGAGGCCGAACUUGGGAUCUGACAAGAUGGCCGGGCUGCCCCGCAGGAUUAUCAAGGAAACCCAGCGUUUGCUGGCAGAACCAGUACCCGGCAUUAAAGCAGAACCAGAUGAGAGCAACGCCCGUUAUUUUCAUGUGGUCAUUGCUGGCCCCCAGGAUUCCCCCUUUGAGGGAGGGACUUUUAAACUUGAACUGUUCCUUCCAGAAGAAUACCCAAUGACAGCACCUAAAGUACGUUUCAUGACCAAAAUUUAUCAUCCUAAUGUAGACAAGUUGGGAAGAAUAUGUUUAGAUAUUUUGAAAGAUAAGUGGUCCCCAGCACUGCAGAUUCGCACAGUUCUGCUAUCGAUCCAGGCUUUGUUAAGUACUCCUAAUCCAGAUGACCCAUUAGCAAAUGAUGUAGCGGAGCAAUGGAAGACCAACGAAGCCCAAGCCAUAGAAACAGAUCUUCACGCUCCAUCUUAUGACCUACUUACUACGUGACCCCCAAGUUUAAAGACAACACAUAAUUGGGAGAUCUUGGACUCUUGUGUAACCACGCCUAAUUUAACAAAUACUGAGUGUCUACUAUUCAUCUAGCAAAUACACCAAGGUAAUGGAAAACUUUUGAACUAUGAGUUGUUUUUGCAAGCCAUUUGAUUAUUACAUCGGUUUAUGUAGCUAGGGAGUUGGAAAUCAAUAAGCUUUUUCUACAGAUUAUAACAUAAUUAGUUGGGAGGGCAUUAUAUA
This is a messenger RNA of Myotis davidii, 751 nucleotides long. Its product is annotated as ubiquitin-conjugating enzyme E2 N. The record is from RefSeq and is a predicted model, not a curated record. The transcript is spliced from 2 exons. The coding region runs from base 50 to 505 and encodes 151 amino acids. NCBI's taxonomy places the organism in Eukaryota, Metazoa, Chordata, Mammalia, Chiroptera, Vespertilionidae.